AAACCCGACAAUCUGGAUUCAUCAACCCUGUCCGCGGGCUCGCCAGCUCAAUUCCACGACGCCGUAGAUACAAUGGACGCUGAGGGGGCAUACGAUCGAGGGGAGGUUCGGGAGGAUGACACAAUGGGCGGUACAGACGAACCACAACAACACACUCCCACGCACGGCGAACGACGACACGCGCAAUCACAGUCUGCUGACGGAUUCCCAUCUUCACAUCAAGUCUACUCGGCAUCUCCAACCCCAGAUCUCGAUGCCCAUGCCCGCUACCCUACCCCUCCAACAGCCUUCGCUCCCUCCAUCUCUCGACCGAACUCAGGCUUAAGCGCACCAGGCGGCUAUGCCAACAUGCAGUCCUCAUACCAAGAUAUAAAUGCGAGGGGAACAGCAAGCGGGGACCAAGGACGGAAUAAGAAUAGUGUUGUCAUUAAAGUAGGCAUGGUGGGCGACGCACAAAUAGGCAAGACGUCCCUGAUGGUGAAAUACGUCGAGGGCAGCUGGGACGAGGACUACAUCCAAACACUCGGCGUGAACUUCAUGGAGAAGACUAUCUCGAUACGCAACACCGAAAUCACAUUCUCGAUCUGGGAUUUAGGGGGACAGCGGGAGUUCGUCAACAUGUUACCCCUGGUCUGUAAUGAUGCAGUAGCUAUCUUGUUCAUGUUCGACUUAACCCGCAAGAGCACUCUGAAUAGUAUCAAAGAGUGGUACCGGCAAGGCAGAGGAUUCAACAAGACGGCAAUUCCAUUCCUAGUUGGCACAAAAUAUGAUCACUUUGUCAACUUUCCAAGAGAAGACCAAGAAGAGAUCUCGAAUCAGGCCCGCAGAUUUGCAAAAGCAAUGAGAGCAAGUCUCAUCUUCAGUAGCACAAGCCACAGUAUCAACGUGCAGAAAAUCUUCAAAAUCGUCCUCUCCAAAGCCUUCGACCUAAAAUGCACCAUUCCCGAAAUCGAAAACGUCGGCGAACCACUCCUCCUCUACCAAUCCGUCUAA
Messenger RNA from Lachnellula hyalina, 993 nucleotides. It is a transcript of the gene spg1, whose product is annotated as Septum-promoting GTP-binding protein. NCBI's taxonomy places the organism in Eukaryota, Fungi, Ascomycota, Leotiomycetes, Helotiales, Lachnaceae. Gene Ontology annotation, biological process: regulation of exit from mitosis. The record is from RefSeq and is a predicted model, not a curated record. The transcript is spliced from 3 exons. Gene Ontology annotation, cellular component: spindle pole body. Gene Ontology annotation, molecular function: GTPase activity; GTP binding. The annotation marks the transcript as partial.